GGUUACUUAUCAGUGACAUUCCAGUUCCGAAAGUUGCUCUAAGAGGAAAUACACUCAUUUCUGUUCUAUUCAGCGUGAGCCAGUCCUUUGCUGGUGGUGUUUAACGGGCGUACCUUUUUGAGACAGAGCAAAGACAUAAACAGACUGGAUCACAUGGACAGCUCCUCGCCACAGGUAGCAGAACAGACAGAAAUUCAUCAAGUUGAAAAUGUCUGGCAGAUUUCUUUCUAUGAAGGCUUCCUGACGGCGUUUUGAGUUUGGCCUGCUGAGGACUCGGCACCAUCAAAUACAUGCCUGUAGAGGGCACAAUCUGACAAAAUAUAGUUUCUUUAAGGUGAGGUUUGACUUGCAAAGGGAGAACUACAGGAAGAAGAGCUGUGAAAGGUCACUUCAGCAUGCAAGCGCAAAACAUCGGGGAUUUUAAAAAUGCUGAAAAAACUCGUGGCCUGCUUGACACUUUUUGCCUUCCUCAGCCUUGUGUUUUAUUCUGUGAUGUUAUACUACAAUCAUAAUGUUUACUAUGGUAUUCCUGCUGUUCACCGCUUUGCUGUAAAUGGAGACCAGACAUAUUCCUGGAAGUUACAAGAUAAUUUAAAGUGGAUUGAGGUCAGUCAUAAAACCACAAGGAUGCCAAGAUCUCCAAACAAGACUUUGGAUUUAUGUCCAGAAAUGCCACCAAGACUUGAGGGGCCUCUGAAGGUGGAGUUCAAUACAAAACGGACAUUAGAGAGCGUGAAAGCGGAGGCAAGUUAUUCUCUUCAGAUGGGAGGACGGUACAAGCCAUCUGACUGUAUCUCCCGACACAAGGUGGCAGUUAUCAUCCCAUUCCGAAAUCGACAUGAGCACCUGGUGCAUUGGCUUUAUUACAUGCAUCCUAUCUUGAUCCGACAGCAGCUGGACUACGGCGUGUACAUCCUCAACCAGGAUGGGGAAGGAAUCUUCAACCGAGCUAAACUGAUGAAUGUUGGAUUUGUAGAAGCACAGAAGGAAUACGAUUAUGACUGCUUUGUCUUCUCUGAUGUUGACCUGGUGCCUCUUGAUGACCGUAACAUCUACAGAUGCUAUGACAAUCCCAGACAUUUGGCUGUGGCCAUGGACAAGUUUAACUUUCAUCUACCCUACAAGACCUACUUUGGUGGGGUCUCCUCACUGUCGAAGCAACAGUUCUCUAAAAUAAAUGGCUGUCCAAACAGUUACUGGGGCUGGGGCGGCGAGGACGACGACAUUUACAGGCGCAUCAUCUUCCGUGGAAUGUCCAUUUCUCGACCAGAUGGAGUGACUGGAAAGUACAGGAUGGUCAGGCAUCAAAGAGACAAGCACAAUGAGCCUAAUCCAGAGAAUCCUGGAAAACUUAGUAGAACAAAGGAGACCAUGGAUAACGAUGGACUAAAUACCCUCAGCUACACAGUCAAGGAGAUCUCAAAGGAUUUAUAUUUUACUUUUAUUACUGUGGACAUUCAUGCUCCAGCAAGUUGAUGGAAAUUGUAAAAUAUGGGUGAAAGACAGAGUGUAGUUUCAGGUUCACUGGUGAUCUGUAAAACAUGGUAAAACAUUUGUGAAGCUGAUGUGUGUGAUGGAACUGAAAUAACUGAAUGGCUGGCAGUUUUGGUGAAGGGGUAUUUAUGAAAAGCAUCUCUGUGUGAAUGUCUCCAGGUUAGCCAUAAAGGGAGCAUGGUAUUUGUGGCUAGAAUUGUGAAAAUUAUGAUAGCCAUCAGAUUAAGCAGAACUUUUUUUAUCCAUAAAAAUGUUAGGAGUUGCAUGUUAAAAGAAGCCUAAACAUUUACGGUUUGUAGUUGUCUGACAAGUUCGUCAGUUCCUAUCUGACCAGUUCCACCAGUACCAAAUAGCUUAGAUACCUCUGUGACUUGCAAAACUAAUACACUUUUGAAACCAAUGAUGUCUGUUGUGUAGUUAUAUGCAGUCUGCAAAUUGCAGUCUCUUUCUCCCCCCCUCCCCGAUACAUUUGUUAUUUGCACUUAAUUGUCUCAAUUUACAUGACAAAUAUAAAUUCAUAUUUAAUAAAGGCUCUUUCUAUGUGUUCUCAUUUUGCAGUUUAGUGGUUGAGAAUUAAAUAAGGUUUGGAGAUGGUCUUUCGAUAGAUCAUUAAUUCUUUGUGUAAGUUACAAUUACUGCCUAGAGCAAUACAUUUCUGGAAAUUCCUUUGGAAUCUGUUACACGUACCUAUUCUGACCAGAUGACUUGAAUUAGAAAUGUAUAUUACAUGUUUUUAGCAGCACACCAGCAAGAAAAAAAAGCUUUAGCUUGUUUCUAUUGACAGACAGGACUAUUACUUCAAGCUGACAAUGUAUGCCUAGCAGGCUGUAGUAUGUGCCACUCUGGGGGACAUGAAAUCUCUAUAAUAAAGAUAGAAGAUCUGUAUAACUUUAUUGAACGCCAUAUCAAAAGCUCUAAGCUAGCCCGUAUAUCAUCUUGACUCCACUUUAAAAACUAACAUUAGUUCAGCUCAUUAUAAAGUAAAAUUCCACUGUCAGUUUUUUGUUUUGCUAUUUCUUUGUCAAUCACUAUUUAAAUGAGUGAAAUGUUCCUAUUGCUAAGUGCAGCUAGCAUGCUCAUAAGAUACCCAUUUUAUGUGAUCUUAUCAACAUUGUUCAACUGUCAUAUUUACAAGUACUCUGUGCAACUGUGGAAACACCCAUGAACGGAUUAGAUUUUUACGUGCCAAAACCAGCAGACCCAGCAAAGCAAGUUCCCAGAAACAUUGAGAGGCAAAGGGACUUACAAUAAGUCCAGUAGAACCAGUUAAUGGAAUGACCCAUCCAUAUGCAGGAUCCAAAGCAGGUAACUAAUUAUAGCAUAAAGUACAACAUAAGCAAAUGUCUGUUAUGUAGCUAUAUGUAGGUUACAAACUUAACCUGCACAUAGCUCUGUUUCCACACCUUGUAGACUGCUUACAGUGCAUUGCACUGGAUUUUAUGUCUUUCAGAUGAUACCUGUGGUUAUCUGCCACAUAACUAGCUGAAAUGAUACCAACAGAACAUGAUAAUUAAGGUGGGGAAAUGUCCGCAUUGAUCUAAAAUGAUCAUAAUAAUUAUAAAACAAAAAUACAUUUAAAUGCAGCGUUACUAGUUUUAUAAAGGGUCACUCCCCUCAUUGCUUUGUAAUGCACUUAAGCAUGAACAAAAAUAUGUGUUAUGUGAAAGUGCAAGUCACAUGCAAAUUUCCCACCUGGCUGAGAGCUUUUACAUCCUGUAUUUCGCAAAUACCAUUGGUGUUUUAGUAAUGGGUUUCAGCACUGUUAUUGUUUUCACAGUUAGGCAGAAGCUAGUUACAUUUUCAAAACAAUGAUUUGGAAAGGUCUUCUCUCUGCCUAAAUCUGUUAUUUUGUACUUAUUUGUUUUUGAUUGUUUGAUUUUUACUUUUAAUUGAGUAUAAAUGGGUUAAAGUAGAGCUACUCUUAGUUUAUUCCAAUUUUGGAUUUUCUACAAACCUCUGAUUGUUGUGAAACAAUAGGUUUGGUAUGAUAAUGAGUAAAUAUUAACAAGCACCAAAGAAAAUUAUUAUCAAAUUUCUGUUAAUGAUUUAUGAAUAGAUUUAUGAAUAGAUAGGUGAAUCCUAUCUAUUCAUAAAUAGAUAGGAUUUAUGAAUACCUAUCGAUUCAUAAAUCUAUGACACAACAUCAGAGACCUUUCAGUCUCUGUGAAUGUUUUAUGAAUACCUAUGUAAUCAUAAAUCUAUUCUUCUGCAAGAAGAGUCUGUUCGAGGAUUCUUCUGCAAAAAGAAUAGACUUAUGAAUCCGUAACAUAUCAUUGUACAUCAUUUGUAACCUGGUCAGUACCAGCUGAUUUCCAUUGGUUUAAUUAUCCUGUUUAUCCCAUGUAUACCAUAUUUUAAAUUAGCAGAAAUAGAACAAUAAAAUAAAAUACUGACAUUUUCCUGCUGUAGUUAAAGUUGAAGAUUUUGCCCAACAAGACUGUCUUUAUGGCAAACACUUCUGAAAUGUACAACUUUCUUUUGAUUCCACUUAAAGAAAAGCUUCAUACUGCCAGAGCAAGCUGGGUUUAGAUCAAACACGUCAUGUAAAAAAAUUGCUAAAAUUGCUGCUGUUGCUGUACCUCCUCAGGGAUGCAACUUUGUCUUGCAGAACAGAUCAUAUUGUUACUUUCUAUCUGUUUUGGGUUUUUUUUUGUAUAUUUCUAAGUGAGUUUGUACAAAAUUAUAUUACUGGAAUGUUAUUAGAAUGUAAAGAGAUUUAGCCAUUCACUAACAUUUAAUUCCUCAUUUGGGCUUCACCAUCACAUUUUAAAAAGCAUUGAUAUCAUAGUGCCUUUUUCUCAAUAAAGCAAGUUCAACUUUAA
Molecule: messenger RNA, 4316 nt
Organism: Xiphophorus couchianus (Monterrey platyfish)
Lineage: Eukaryota; Metazoa; Chordata; Actinopteri; Cyprinodontiformes; Poeciliidae
Product: beta-1,4-galactosyltransferase 1-like
Exons: 3
Coding region: 427-1476 (349 amino acids)
Biological process (GO): carbohydrate metabolic process; protein N-linked glycosylation
Cellular component (GO): Golgi apparatus
Molecular function (GO): cytoskeletal protein binding; beta-N-acetylglucosaminylglycopeptide beta-1,4-galactosyltransferase activity
Source: RefSeq, a predicted model, not a curated record